CGACACCGGAGGAUUGUUGUCAUUUCUCUGUGGCUAGCCUUUAGCGCUAGCUAGCCGUUCGAGUUUCUCGUCUAACGUACUUUGAUCCAGCAGGAUGUUAUCAUGGAGUGUGGCCCAGUCCUGCCAGACAGCCUGGUGUUGGAGAUCUUCCUGCGUCUGCCCCACGAUGCCGUGCUGAGAGCUGGUCUGACCUGCAGACAGUGGCUGGCUGUCUCCAGAGAUGAGUUCCUGUGGAGGGAGCUGUUCUACAGCUACUACCGCAUCCCCCGCUCUGUCCCACGACACCCAUCGGCUGUGUCGUGGCACAGGGAGUUCAAGCGUCUGUUUGACUGUAUCCCCUGUGUGGAGGUUCAGACACUGAGAGAGCACAGUGACCAAGUCCUCCACUUGGCUUUCUCUCACAGGGGUCACCGGUUCUCCUCCUGCUCCAAAGACUGCACUGUCAAGCUGUGGGACACGGAGCGGCCAGAUGGUAAUAUCUCAUUGGUGCACAGCUCCAGCAUGCGGCAGUUCAACUGGGGCUACACCCAGUUCUCCCAGUUCAAUGCUGACGACAGCCUGCUGCUUGUGUCUGGUGUUUACUUGGGCCCACACCACUCCUCUUCUGGGGAAAUUGCCGUCAUCAGUCUGGAAAAUUACACCCUGUUGUCACGUGUGAGGAACAAACCAUACGAUGUAUUCGGCUGCUGGCUAAAUGAGACCCACCUGAUCUCUGGGAACCUUCACUGGAUAGGCAACAUGACGUCCUGUUCUGUGCUCUGGCUCAAUAAAGCCUUCCAGGAUAUUGAAUCAGAAAAUGUCAACGUGGUCAAGCGCCUUUUCCAGAUCCAGAACAUCAAUGCCAGCACCAUCCGCACAGUGAUGGUGGCCCACUGCCGUCGCCAUGACAACCCGGACUUGGUGCUGGACUACGAGGCCCAGUCUCAGGCUCAAAGGCAGAAAGGGCAGCAGCAGCAUCACCAGCCCCUCCUCUUUGACCUGGGAACCUCCGGCAGUGAGGAGGAAGACGAGGAAGAGGACGAGGACGAGUGUCGGAGGGAAGCGAGGUGUCACGGCCUCCCCACUGCCCGCCACCCCCAGCCGACCUUGGAGCAUGUCAUACAGAGUCGUAAAAAAGUAGGGCCCAGGGAACUGGAGAUUGAGACUCAGGUGGCCCAGAUGAUGGGCAGAGCACAUACAAAAGCACCUGACUCCAGCCUCAUUGAGCCCUCUGAGUCCGGGGAAGGGGAAGACAAAACUUACUUACUCUUCACCACCGGCAGCCUUACGUACUCCCCUCACCAGAUAGGUAUUAAGAGGAUCAAGCCUGACCAGAUGACGACUUGUGGUCCCGUCCUGGGUGAAGAGCGGAGUCCGGAUGAGUUUUUUGAUUCCCUGGACCACGUCAUUGAUAUCCAUGGACACAUUAUUGGCAUGGGCCUUUCUCCAGACCACAGGUACCUCUAUGUGAACAGCCGGGCUUGGCCAGCGGGAUGCGUGAUCUCUGACCCCAUGUCUCCGCCUCCCAUUGCCGAGGAGAUAGACCUGCAUGUCAUCGAUCUUAAGAGCUUGAGGGAGGAGAGAAGGAGUCUGCGCGCUCACCGAGCCUUCACGCCUAAUGACGAGUGCUUCUUUAUCUUCCUCGAUGUCAGCAGAGACUUUGUUGCCAGCGGAGCUGAAGACAAGCACGGCUACAUUUGGGACCGACACUACAACAUCUGUCUGGCACGUCUGGCACACGACGACGUGGUGAACUCUGUGGCGUUCAGCCCCGCUGACCAGGAGCUACUGCUGUCCGCCAGCGAUGACUCUACCAUUAAGGUGUGGCGGUCACCGCGCAUGGUCCGCCUAGCGCAGGCCCCUGCCCGGCCACCGAGGUCCCGCAACUUUCUGUCUUCCUGGCUGAGCCGCAGCAAGAGCUCCACGUCUGCCAGCAGUGUCAAUGGAAAACCAUGAGUCAGGUUGGAAAACACUCAGAGUGGGCGGGAGCGGGGAGAGGAAAGUUUGAUCUUUUUCCUCUGUGGUGUGAAUAUAUAUACACUCCAUGUAUAUGUACAGCGUGGUUACAGUCAGUGGUUUUGCUUGAGCUCACGGUGUUGUGACCCACAGCAGUGCCCUGUGUCUUCAGCUGACAGGAGACGUGUCUCCUGUGUUUCCAGGUGUGACUCAGGCUUAGACACAAAGGUGGCGCCGUUGCGCCAACAGAGGACAGAUUCUGUGUUGCAAUGAAAUGCUCUCACAGCUAGAGAUAGCAUGCUGCUCACACCUACAUGCACAAGACAGAUGUUUAGACCUGUUCCAAGACAUGGUUUGUGUCUCUUUUUAUCUGUAAUGUUGCGUGUGAACAGGACACCUGGACCUGAGGUGUAAAUGUACUGCAGAGGUGGCACGUUAUGAUCGAGGUUGUCAUGUCCUGCUCAUCAGAGAUGAAGUGCUGUACCUGAAAUUUAUUUCAGAACAUUUGUUUUCCUUCUUAAUGGAUAUAUCCAGUUGAUGUCUUGAGUAUAAACACCAUAUAAACCCAGUUUUUAGAGAAUUAUAAAACCGUUUAAAACCAAAAGGGAAAAAGACAGUGAGCUGCAUACGUUGCAGUCUGCCUUGGUUUUUAAUGACUUCCCAUCCUAUUAUUUUCUUGUACCCCAGAAAUGAUCCAUCACUGUUCUAUUAAACGUAGAAUUAUUGAGUAAUUUAAUCUAGAAGAUUUGUUGAGGAACAGUUAGCGUUAAGCAUGACUGUGAGCAAAAGUUGUUUGUGUAGCUAAUGUUUGUUGAGCCUAUAUUAUAUAGAACUGUAUUUAAACACCUUCAUUCAUCAGUAACAAAUAGACACCUUUUAAUUUUGUCACAACUGUCUGACACAUCAGGAUAAAACUCAGAAAUGGAUGUCUUCUGGACUUUCUUUUCAUUAAAAAAUGUAUUUUCUUUCCUCAUAACUACACGUGACAGACAAUUUGUUUUGUUUCCAAGAAGAACUUUCUCGCUUCAUGCCCAUAAGCACAACAUAGAGUAUGGGGGAUGUAGAUAUAUAGGAAACUUUGGAGGGGUGUGUGUGUGUGUGUGUGUG
This is a messenger RNA of Toxotes jaculatrix (banded archerfish), 3042 nucleotides long. RefSeq names its product F-box and WD repeat domain containing 5 (gene fbxw5). Gene Ontology annotation, molecular function: protein binding. Gene Ontology annotation, biological process: protein ubiquitination. The record is from RefSeq and is a predicted model, not a curated record. Gene Ontology annotation, cellular component: SCF ubiquitin ligase complex; Cul4-RING E3 ubiquitin ligase complex. The coding region runs from base 103 to 1935 and encodes 610 amino acids. The transcript has 10 exons. NCBI's taxonomy places the organism in Eukaryota, Metazoa, Chordata, Actinopteri, Toxotidae.